This is a messenger RNA of Hibiscus syriacus, 2362 nucleotides long. Its product is annotated as BEL1-like homeodomain protein 4. The record is from RefSeq and is a predicted model, not a curated record. The coding region runs from base 29 to 2158 and encodes 709 amino acids. Gene Ontology annotation, molecular function: RNA polymerase II cis-regulatory region sequence-specific DNA binding; DNA-binding transcription factor activity, RNA polymerase II-specific. Lineage: Eukaryota; Viridiplantae; Streptophyta; Magnoliopsida; Malvales; Malvaceae. The transcript is spliced from 5 exons. Gene Ontology annotation, biological process: regulation of transcription by RNA polymerase II.
UGAUGAUGAUGAUGAGGAAGAUACUGAUAUGGAAAUAGCAACGCCACCACCCGUCGAAUCAAUUCUUUCUCAAGAAUCUCAACGCUUCAGAAAGGUUCCCCAUCAAAUUCCAUUAUUCCAAGACAACAGCAAUUAUUCUGCUAUGUCUCAAGAUUACCACCAAGCAGCUGGCAUCUUCAGAGCCAAAAGCCACCAAGAAGAGCAGCAGCAACACUCAGAACAGCAGAUCCGGAGAGAUAAACUAAGAGUUGAAGGCUUUGAGCCGCCAUCUCCACCAUUAGUAGGGAUCGAAGAGGAAGAAUCAAGUGCUCACCCGGUUUAUGAAACAUCAGGUAUGUUAUCAGAAAUGUUCAAUUUCCCUUCAGGUGCUGGAGCCGCCGCCUCCGCUGCAUCGACCCAGUUACUAGACCACCAUGUACAGCCAAUCCCAGGUAAUACCAACGACUGGUAUAGCAACAAGAAAGCUGUAGUUGGGGGUUUGGGCCCUGUGGGACAGUUAGAUGAAGCAAAGAGUACCAUUAACCGUGACAGUUUAGCUCAGCAGCAGCUACCAAGCAUUAAUGGCGACUCGGCAGCUGCCAUGCAUCUUUUCUUGAUGAAUCCGCAGCAAAGAUCACCAUCUCCUCCUCCCACUGCAGCAACUUCUUCUAAUACUCUUCACAUGUUGCUUCCAAAUCCACCUACUUCCCUUCAAGGGUUUAAUGUAUCAGGUCCUCAGUUUACUUGGGUUCCUGAUACUGCUCAUGGAGGAGGAAGCGACACUGAUUUCCAACUCAACAAUCUAAACGAAAUUGGAAUUGUUGUAGAAAGUCAAGGCCUUUCACUAUCUUUAUCAUCUUCCUUGCAACACUUGGAGGUUGCCAAGGCUGAAAGAUUGAGAAUGGGAGAUGGCGGUUUACUGUAUUAUAAUCAGCAGUACAUGAAUUUGGGCGGUCAUCAUCAUCAGGCAAUGCAUUUGCAAGGUGGAGCUGGACAAAACAAUGAGGUUCAUGUUGGGUUCGGAUCCUCAUUAGGGAUGGUCAAUGUAUUAAGAAAUUCAAAGUAUGUCAAAGCAGCUCAAGAAUUGUUGGAAGAAUUCUGCAGUGUUGGAAGAGGCCAGUUGAAGAAGAACAAGUCCGGUAGAAAUAACACAAACCCUAAUUCUAAUCCUGGUAGUAGCGGCGGUGGAGGUGGUUCUUCUUCAUUAACAAAGGAUCUCCCUCUUGUAUCAGCAGCUGAUAGAAUUGAACAUCAAAGAAGGAAGGUCAAGCUUUUAUCCAUGCUUGAAGAGGUGGAGAGGAGAUACAAUCAUUACAGUGAACAAAUGCAAAUGGUGGUGAACUCAUUUGAUCUGGUGAUGGGGUUUGGGGCAGCAGUGCCUUACACUGCCCUUGCACACAAGGCAAUGUCAAGGCACUUUAGGUGCUUGAAAGAUGCAAUAUCAGCACAAUUGAGACACAGUUGUGAGAUGGUUGGGGAGAAAGAUGGAGCAGGAAGCUCAGGCGUAAUAACCAAAGGAGAGACACCGAGGCUGAGGAUGUUGGACCAAAGCUUACGACAGCAAAGAUCGUUCCAUCAAAUGGGUAUGAUGGAACAUGAAGCUUGGAGACCCCAAAGGGGCCUGCCUGAACGUUCGGUCAACAUCUUAAGGGCCUGGCUUUUCGAGCAUUUUCUUCACCCGUACCCAAGCGAUGCAGAUAAGCACCUGUUGGCUCGACAGACUGGAUUAUCCAGAAAUCAGGUCUCGAAUUGGUUCAUAAAUGCCAGGGUUCGGUUGUGGAAACCCAUGGUGGAGGAGAUGUACCAACAAGAAACAAAACAGGGGGAAGAUGAUAAUAAUAACAACAGUAAUAGAGAAAGGAACCCAGACGAGAGCAACAAUGCACAAAUAUCGACGCUUUCAACCACACCAGCAGGCAUAAGAUCCCAAAUCGAUGCCACUAAAAGCGACCCUUCAUUCCAAAACUUCUCGGAAAACCAAGCCAACCCCACCACCACCACUGCUUCCGACGUGGCGCCACCCAUUUCCCAGCCUUUCACCACCGGUGGUAACACUGACAUUGGUUAUACUCUCAUAAGGUUGGGGACCGCGGCUGGUGAUGUAUCACUCUCUCUAGGGCUACGCCAUGCUCCCCAUAAUACUUCUUUUUCUUCAUUAAGAGACUUGGGAGGCUGUUAGUUAAUCCCCAAUUACACAUUUCAAUUUCAUUUUAUUCUCUUAACAUAUAAAACAAUAAUCCCACUUUGAUUCAUUUGUUUCAGUCUAUUUUUCUUCAGUUUUAUUAAGAAAAAGAUAAAUGCACGAUGAUUAACCGUGGCAUUAUUUUCGCUACUCGUAUCUUGUUUUAUUAUUGUAAUUGCAUAGUAGAUUGUUUGAUUUCUA